GUUUUAGAAGAGACUUUAUCAAAACUCUCGAGUUUCCAAGCAGACGAAAAUGGCUUCCAUUUCUCUCUCUCCAACAGUUCCAAAAGGAUACGUUGAAAUGAAAACAAAAACAAGCCCAAGUAGUUCAGCUCCAUGCCCAUCCAUGGCUUUCUCGAUCCCGCCCAUCAAAUCCUCACUCGGCUCCUCUAAAUCAUCACUUUUCCAACAUGGCUUCUCUCUACAAUCAUCUUAUUCAAAUGGGCGCUUCUUCAAAUCCCGUCACUCGGGUGUUUAUGCAAGAGCAGCUACUGAGAAGACUCUCUAUGAUUUUACAGUCAAGGAUAUCGAUGGAAAGGAUGUCCCUCUUAGCAAGUUUAAGGGGAAGGUUCUUUUGGUUGUCAACGUUGCUUCAAAAUGUGGCUUGACCUCAUCAAAUUACUCAGAACUGUCACAUGUCUAUGAGAAGUACAAAACUCAAGGAUUUGAGAUUCUAGCUUUCCCUUGCAAUCAGUUUGGGGGCCAAGAACCGGGAUCAAAUACGGAAAUCAAGCAAUUUGCUUGUACACGAUAUAAAGCCGAAUUCCCCAUUUUUGAUAAGGUUGAUGUCAAUGGUCCCAGCACUGCUCCGGUUUAUCAGUUUCUGAAAUCAAGUGCGGGAGGUUUCUUAGGUGACAUUGUCAAGUGGAAUUUUGAGAAGUUUUUGGUGGACAAGAAUGGUAAAGUAGUGGAGAGGUAUCCACCAACAACAUCACCUUUUCAAAUUGAGAAGGAUAUCCAGAAACUGGUUGCAGCUUGAGUAAAAGGGCAGGACAACACUCAUGGAGUGCACAGUAAGGGGAAGAUGGGGGAGGUGCAUUGUUAUAUAUGAGGGGAAUCUCUGUAUAUUAAAUGGCUUCGAAUUUCAUACGUAGCUGUCUCGUCUCUAGUUUUUUGUUCUUCCUUUUCUAUUAAUGGACACACUGCGUCUUUUCUUCUUCUAUUUCCUAAUAGCAUAUAUUACUAGUUGUACUCCUUAAUUUGAUAUUUGUUUUUCCUAUUCUCUCUAUCCUGUAGAUUGUACAAGAUUUCCUAAUUCUGAAAUCUACUGCACACUCGACCUAGCUUUUUCGGUCA
Rosa chinensis is the source of this 1092-nucleotide messenger RNA. Its product is annotated as phospholipid hydroperoxide glutathione peroxidase 1, chloroplastic. Gene Ontology annotation, molecular function: glutathione peroxidase activity. The record is from RefSeq and is a predicted model, not a curated record. Bases 50 to 775 code for a protein of 241 amino acids. Gene Ontology annotation, biological process: response to oxidative stress. NCBI's taxonomy places the organism in Eukaryota, Viridiplantae, Streptophyta, Magnoliopsida, Rosales, Rosaceae. The transcript is spliced from 6 exons.